Siniperca chuatsi (mandarin fish) is the source of this 9279-nucleotide messenger RNA. Its product is annotated as endoplasmic reticulum metallopeptidase 1. Gene Ontology annotation, biological process: proteolysis. The record is from RefSeq and is a predicted model, not a curated record. The coding region runs from base 106 to 2772 and encodes 888 amino acids. Gene Ontology annotation, molecular function: metalloexopeptidase activity. Lineage: Eukaryota; Metazoa; Chordata; Actinopteri; Centrarchiformes; Sinipercidae. The transcript has 15 exons.
GCCCGCCCUUUCAUUGAAGUUUGUCCCUCAGCGCGAUCCGUCGGCCGACCAGAAAAAACGACGUCUGAGAUCGACGCUUGCCGCUGAUGCGCCGCUGGCUCAAAAAUGGAGAGCGACACCACUGUCAGGAGAAUAAAACCAUUCGGGACACAUAAUUAUGUAGCGCAAAAUAACGACGGUUCCCUGGACCGGUGCGGGAAUAAAGGCUACAACGGCGACCCGAAGAGGAAGCCCGAAGUGAGCCUGUACUUGCUGCGGGAAGGACUGGCAGCUUCACUGGUUUCUGUGUUUAUUUUGGUGAUGUGGGGACUUGUUCAUUUCUCGUUACAGCAGCUCAUCAUUGGAAAACCGACCGGCGAGUUCAACGCAGUGAGAGCAAGACGGCACUUGGAGCAGAUCACCAGCGUCGGCCCUCGGCCAGUUGGCAGUCCGGAGAAUGAAGUCCUGACAGUGGGCUACUUAUUGGAGCAGAUUGAGAACAUCCGGGUUGAGACAGCAGCGGGCCCCCAUCAGCUCACGGUAGAUGUGCAGCGUCCCACCGGCUCUUUCUCCAUUGACUUUCUUGGAGGCUUCACCAGCUUCUAUGACCAUGUCACCAACAUUGCUGUCAGGCUGGAGCCUAAGGGUGGGACGCAGCAUCUCAUGCUAGCCAACUGCCACUUUGACACAGUGGCCAACAGUCCAGGUGCCAGUGAUGAUGCAGUGAGCUGUGCAGUGAUGCUGGAAGUCCUCCAUUCUCUGGCCAACCAGUCUGCUUCUCUUAAUCAUGGAGUUAUCUUCCUCUUUAAUGGAGCAGAGGAAAAUAUCCUGCAGGCCAGUCACGGUUUCAUUACUCAGCAUCCGUGGGCCAAGCAGGUGCGAGCCUUCAUUAACUUGGAGGCUGCAGGUGUUGGGGGCAAGGAGGUUGUUUUCCAGACAGGUCCAGAGAACCCGUGGCUGGUCCAAGCCUACGUUCAUGCAGCCCAACACCCCUUUGCCUCUGUGGUCGGCCAGGAGGUCUUUCAGAGUGGCAUUAUCCCCUCUGACACUGACUUCCGCAUCUACAGGGACUUUGGUAACAUCCCAGGCAUUGAUCUGGCUUUCAUUGAAAAUGGUUUCAUCUACCAUACCAAGUAUGACACUGCUGACAGGAUCCUGACAGACUCAAUACAGAGAGCCGGCGACAACAUCCUGGCAGUCCUGAGGUACCUGAUAAAGUCGGAGAAGUUAGCUGAUUCCUCAGAGUAUCGUCAUGGCAACAUGGUAUUUUUUGACCUGUUAGGGGUAGUUGUGGUGGCUUAUCCAGCCCGUGUUGGCACCAUCCUCAACUACAUAGUAGCCACAGCCACCUUCCUUUAUCUGGCCAAGAAAGCCUCACUACCAGGCAAUGGAGGUGGUCGCUAUGUUCGAGAUCUGGCCUGUGCCACAGGUGUAGCAGUCCUGAGCUGGUUCGUCACCCUGAUGUCAGUGCUGAUUGUAGCUCUGCUCGUCACUCUGCUCGGCCGCUCCAUGUUUUGGUACAACCACUUCUACGCCUCCAUCUGCCUGUAUGGGUCUGCUGCCACAGGCAAGAUGGUCCUCAUUCACACGCUGGCCAAGAACUUGUACUUUGGAGGUGUUCGUUUGGUGGAGCUGGGUGAUCUCUACUUUGACGUGAGCUUGUUGCUGUGGUGCUGCAGCCUGGUGUGGCUGACCCAGCAGGGCCUGUGUUCAGCCUACGUGCCCAUGCUAAUGGUGGCCUUCCCCCUGGCCACUAAACUGCUGCUGGCGAAAGAAUUUAAACAUAGAGGAGCAUCCUUGAAGUACAGUGUGCUCUAUCUGUUGGGCCUGGCAUUGCCGUAUGUCCACUUCAUGUUCCUCAUCUGGGUGGUGUUUGAGAUUUUCACGCCCAUUAUGGGUCGCAGUGGCACAGAAAUACCUCCUGAGCUGGUGCUGGCCUCCCUGGUCACCCUGGCAACCAUCUUCCUCUCCUCCUUUUUUCUGCAUUUCAUCUACUUGGCACGGAGCACGAAGUGGGUCCUGGCUGGUCUGGGCUCAGUCUUCAUCAUCAUGUUCCUGUUGAUGUCCUGUGGCCUGCUCUUUCCUUAUUCAGGCAGUCCAGACAGCCCUCGGCCAAAACGAGUCUUCCUGCAGCAUACGACACGGACCUUCCACAAUCUCCAGGGCCAGGUGGAGAGCCGGGACUCAGGUCUGUGGAUCAACAGUUUUGACUACACAGGCAUACAGCACAUCACACCCCACAUCCGUGAGAUCAACGACAGCGUUCGCACCCACUGCCGUGAGGACCGACCCUUCUGUGGUUACCCCUGGUUCCUGCCUGUGAAGUUCCUCAGCAAGAAGAACUGGUACCUUCCUGCUCCAGAAGUGUCUCCCAGCUCUGCAGUGGAGUUCAGCCUGCUGUCCAAAGAGGAGACCAGCUGGGGGACGAUCAAGAUGACCUUCAGCGUGAAAGGCCCCAGCCACAUGUCUCUGUAUCUGAUGCCUCACCGAGGAGCCAGCCUCUCCACCUGGUCCUUUGGUGACGGGAUGCCUCGGUUUGACCUGAGCGGAGAAUAUUUUGUCUUCUAUUCCCACGGCCUUGACGCCCCCACAUGGACCUUCUGGUUUGAAAUACAGCCUCCCAAGGACCUGGACCCAUCAGGCCCUGAGGGGAUAAUCUCUGUUGCCAUCUCCUCCCACUAUUUCUUUGGGCAAGACCAGAGGACUGCUCAACUGGAGGGAAUCCUCCGUAGGUUCCCCACAUGGGCCUUUCCUUCAUCCUGGGUCAGUACCUACGAUAUGUACCGAUACUGAGGACGCCACACAUCACAGAGACUGAUGCCGAGAAGAGCUGAGGGCUGCUGAGACAGACAGAAGAUUUCAAGGACCAAUAUUGAGGACCAGCCCUGCUGCCUUUCCACUCUUACACAAACACACACACUCAUGCUCCCUCCCAGCCUGCCUGAGAGACCCCCAUCACUGUGUCAGUAGGAUUAGUAGCUAACCAAGCAGGAAGACAUGCUGAGACAUGCCAGAGGUAAGCUGAUCAGACAGCUUACAGACCAACUAACUCACCAUCGGACGCACUGGCCGCCACACACCUCAUGCUCACCCCUGGGUUAGUGAAACAAAGGGGUUAAGAAUAUUUUUUUUGUACACAGUCUGUCGUAAUUUUGCUUUACUCACUUCCCUCCUCACUUUCCCCGUUGCUCACUUCCUCCCAUUCUUUCUGUCUCAUGCUGUCUGUCUCAAACACUCUUAUAACGUAACGUCACAUGGCUACCUCCCGUGCUCUCUCUUUAUCAGCAAAACACUCGGGCCAUUCUCAGAGUCAAUGUGUCUCUGCUGUCCUCAGCAAAAAUAACACCACCACUAUCUGCACUGUAGCUGUAGUAAUGUACUAAUGGAUCUGUUUGGGAAGAGAAACAAAGACGUGUUUUUGUUUGAUCCCACUUCCGACUUUAACUGGAAACUUUGACAUGUUGAAAGUCGCUUUUCAUCAGCACUCACUUGUUCAUACUACGAGCAGAUAGUUUUUGUAUUAGCCAAUCAAUCAAUCUUUGAAAUUGCUCAUUAUCACUCCUCACGACUAACACGACUGAUUCGCAGGAGGUCGUUCCCCUGCGUUUCAAUGAUGAAUGCCAACAAUCUGCUUCAGCUGAGAAUCUGCCAUGCAGAUGCAGAAAACUGUGCCUGUUAAAUGAAACAGCUGGCUAAAAUCAAAAUGUCAACGUGUCCUUAAAAAGGAGUAGCCUUCUUGAUAUUGCACAGAGGGCAAUAUUGAGGUCUUUUCUGAGGUCUUAAAGUUUUUGUUCUGAUGUGUUCAAGCAAAUGUGUAAUUUUGGGCUUGAUGAGACAAGAACUCACAGGGAAAUAAGGACUUGUGGCAGUCUAAAUGUCCUGAUAUUCCCUGAGCCUUGAGUAUGACUGGGUGGAAAACCAGUAAAGCAACUCUACACUCAUUAACAGCAAUAGUAUUAGUCAGCUUGUUCUGUCUCCUGUGACGUGUUGAUUAGUAACAUUUGCUGUUACUGUAAUAGUAUUUGUACUUAUUUUCAAACUUGACUUCUGCUCUGUGCUACGAGCUGUCUCCAGCAGCACCAAUGAAUAUCUUUUUGGAAUGAAAUAAAGUAGACCCGCAACAAUUACUUGAUUAAUCAAUUAGUUGAUCGAAAGAAAAUAAUCUGCAACUAUUUUAAUAUUCAAUUAAUUGUUUCAGUCAUUUUUCAAGCAAAAAUGCCAGAAAUCUGCUGGUUCCAGUUUAAGGUGAGGAUUUUCUGCUUUUCUUUGUCAUAUCUAAUAACAAAAGAAAUAUCUUUGGGUUUUGGUAUGUUGGUCAGACAAAACAAGACAUCCAAUCGGAAGAUUAAUUGAUACUGAAAAUAAUCGUUAGUUGCAGCCCUACAAGAAAGUUAUCCAGUUAUGUAACUGUACAUCUUGGCUGCAGAUGGAGAUAAGUUCAUCAGACCUUGAUGCAUGUACAACAUUUUGAACCACUAAAAUCACAUCAAAACAAAACAAGAAAUUGUGUAGCUACAUUUGAAUCCAGUUAAAAACCACGUGCGUGCAAAUUUUCAAAUCACUAUAGCAAUAUAGAUUUAUAGUGUCCAAGUUUUAAAAAAUGGGUAAUGCUGUAAUUUAUGGAAUGAAGUGGUAGAUGGAGCUUGUGAGGUCGCCGAACCUGUUAAUUGACGUGUCUCAGAUGAGAAACAUCCAGCUAAUUAGUGACCCAUUGAGAAGUUGCACUAAGCCACAAUUUCUCUCUCCUCCAAGUUGUGCUGAAAUGUGUCUUAGAAAUGUAAGUAUAAUAUGCACUGGUGCUGCUGCAGACAGCUUAUAGUGUUAACUGUUGUCCACUCAUUUUGUGGUGUGUUUUGCUAAUAUUUCUUAUAUGUCUUUUUGUAUCACAACCUCAAUUCAGUUAAUAUGACCUGUUUUACAUAUCUACUUCAUAUAGUCGACCCCAGAGAACACCAUGUUACUAAUAGUCUGUAUUCAGACCAAAUCAGGUGUUCCAGCGAUUAGCCGCAUGGUUGUGCAGCGGUGUGGGCGUGUUUAUUUGUGCUUUAGAACAUAACCGCUGUGAAACACUCAUAUAACGUUUUAUUUCUCUGAUUCACCGGCUUUCUCGCUACUGGUGCUCCCUCUCCUGUUUCACUCUUUUGGUCACUCGACCACCGCUGUCUCUCUGUGUCUCUCUCAAGCUAAUGAACACAAACCUAAGGAAGCUUCUUGGUAUUGUUAUUUUUCAGCAUAAACUGCAAGCCGAAUACAGACGUUGAAGCUGGGUACAUGAAAUAAACCAAGUGAUGACACAACUGGGAGAGUAUCAUAGUUUGGUCCAUGAACUUGCCUGGUUCCCUCCUGGUUUCAGUGAUAUUUCAGGCUGACUGUGGAGCAGUUUGAUCGGUCUUAUCGCUGGAUUGGCCACUACAGUGUGACAUUGCGUUGCAUUUUUCCAAAAGUUGAUUCUGUUUCAACUUUUCCGCUGCAGGUCACUGCAUUUUUUUCGGCAUCCCACCGCCAUAGCCUAAAGUGACUACCCCCACUCAAAUGAAUUGGAGGACUGGCGUUUUCGCCGCAGAGCCUGAUUUAGGGCCGAUUCAGACCAAAUCAGGCAAAAAUACAGAGACCUGUGGCUGUUGCCAGUUGUGUCCUUGCUUGGUUUAUUUCGUGUACCCAGCGUCGAUGUCUGUGUCUGGCUUGCAGUCUAUGCUAAAAAAUAGCGAUACCAAGAAGCUUCCUUAGGUUUGUGUUUAUUUGUUUGAGAGAGACCGAGAGACAGCGGUGGUUGAGGACCUAGAGAGUGAAUGAGGAGAGGGAGCGCGGAUAUCGAGAAAGCUGGUGAAUCAGAGAAAUAAAACAUUAUUUUCUGACUGUUUCACAGCAGUAACGUUCAAAAGCACAAAUAAACACACUCACACACUGCCACACAACCAUGCGCCUACAGGGUCGCCACAACGCCUGACUUGGUCUGAAUAUGGCCUUAUACUAGAAAAGAACUGGUUUGUACAAUGUGUUGUCCACAUGGCCACACUAGAAGGCGGAGUGAAAUAUGGGGAUAACGAGGCACAUUUUCAAACAGUCUCUCCUGGAGGACUUUCAUAGUGUUGCACUUGGUUGUUCACGUAAAAGAUUACAGAAAUACUUGUGCCAAGAAUGGGGGGAAAGAAAAGCAAGAGAGAGAAGUUCAAUCCCUGGCUCCUUUCUCACCUCCACACAGCUGGUCAAUCAUGCUGUGAAGUGGGUGUAAAUGUCAGAUCGUCUGAUACAGAAAUCUGACCUUGGAAAGGUGUGUGGGGAGAUGGAGUAUACUGGCCCCUUCAGUGUAACCACUACCUCCACAGUGAUCAAAACUUAGUGUCCGUCACCAAGUUAUUAAUGUUGUAAAGACUGGUUUUAAUGUUGGAAAAAUACUGACUGAAAGAGAAAAUUAUUUGGCUAACUAGUGCUCGAGAUUAUUUUGAUGUGUUAUAAAGCGUCAUUGUGUUCACCUCUGCUAACAAAGUGGAGAUUUAUAGAUUUAUCUGAAGAGAUCUGUUUCUACAGUGUUUUGAUAGUUGAAUCUCAUAGCUGUGUUAUCAAAAAAUCAAGGUGACGGCCCACUCCAUGCCUUCUGUCCCACACUGAUUAAAUCUGUUAAAACAUAAAUAAAUGUCACAUAGUUUCUUGUUGGGAGUUUGACUCUCUAUGUAUGUAAUCAUAGGUGGAAUCAGGUUGUAAAGACUUGGGAGAUUGUUUGAGCUUGGGAGAUCAACUCAACAGAAUCGUCUUUUGUCCACUUUGUGUUACACCCGGUCACGUGUUGUUGUGAUCCAAGUUGUCUGUUUGGCUUCAGUCACACAAAAUAAGAAAUGCUGACAUGAUGGAGGCCUUAACAUUUUGCUUCCAAAGACACACCAAAUGUUAACUGUUGUGGGCAAAAACGUCUCUGUGGUCUUUAAGAUAUCAGGUGCUUCACUGUACAGAGUUUUUAUGAAUUGUUAUCUGUUGGAAAGUUUAAACUUAAAAUCCAUCAUGGCCUUCAACAGUACUUGGCAAGUUGAAAACAGAUUGUCCUACUGUGCUCCUUUAUUCCUAUGUCCAUCUCACCACAAGGUCCACUCAGUAGCUAUUAUGGAGCUGUCGAUUGUAUCACAUGAUCAUGAUCAGCAGAUGGAGUUUGCUCAGUUGUCAUAGAAUUUUUUCUGACUUCUCAUCCAUGUCGGCUUAAAAAUUGAGGUUGAAAGUUAAUUGUUUUUGCUGUUUCCAAGGUCAAGAAUGAACUUUCAAUCUCAUUUUUUAAGCCAAUAUGAAUGAAAAUGAUGAAGUCCUUAAAGUACUCCAGCGCCAUCUGCUGAGGAAUAUGGUGUGAUACAAUUGAAAGCUCCAGAGCAGCUACUGAAUGGACCUAGCUGUGAUAUUGUUUUUGUUAAAAAGCCAGAUGAUCUUGUCCCUUCAAAAAGCAAAAUAUCAAACCUAUCAGACAUCUGCUGUUAUGAAUUUGAGUCAAACUGUAAGCUGGAAAGAAGAAAUGUAAUUUAAUUGGCUGGUGAAAUUAUUGGUCAACAACGUAGAGAUUUUGUACUUCUCAUGAAGUAGUUUUUCAUUUUCAAGGACCUGUGUUUUUAGCCAUUUAAGAUCAUAUAUAUGGUACUUCACAUAACCCUACUGUAACUUUUACAACAGUGAAAGCAGGCACACUUUGAUGGAUUGUUUCAGGUGUCUACAGUUUGAUUUGCAUAUGAACAGGAGAUGAACAGAGACCAACAGCUGCCUGCUGGAAAGAUAAACAGAAAAUAGUUGGCUGCACUGUGAUCAAUCAGCAGGAGCACCUUGUUCGCUGUCUGAUAUUUCAACUUUCAUUGUAUAUAAGUUUUGUAGUCCAUCAGUAGUUAAUGGUUAAUCAAUUAACAGGCUUGUUGAUGGAGCAAGAACUGGGAUGUUUUGGGGGACUCACAGCGUGUGACUUUAAAGAUGGUCGUAUUACUGUAACCUCAAUGAUAACCUGGUCUGAUCAGCACAGCAGUGCUUGGAAAUCUGAACCAUGAAAGUGACAAAGUUUUUACUUUACUGUGGAAAUGUCAUUGCAGCUGAAGUAAGCCAUGUAUUUAAAAAGACCUCCAGCAAAACACACACACACACACGCGGUUUAUCAGUGUGUAGAUGUCACUGCUACAUAGACACUGCUUUAAGUGACAGAAGAUGAUCUAAAUUGGUCUUCAGUUGAUAUGCAGAGUGUCUAUGGGAGAAAGCUUUAUUAACAAAUGUUAAGUUAAUAUUUUUUCUUAAAAUCUGUUUUGGCAUAGUGUUUGAUUUGUUAGACGAAAGGAAAGCAUGGAAACAGAAGAUGAGUUUAAAAGUUACAUUUUUAAAAAAAAAUGUAUUCAGCUUGUUCAUAUUUCUGAUGACCAACAUCAUUUUGUUAAAAGGCCACCAGAAUUUCUAACUGAUCAUUUCAAGUUGUGGCAGAAAUCUGAGCAUGUUAUUUUGAGUUUUGUUUAUAGUUAUUAAAUGGGAUGAUAAAUAACGAGGUGUGUUUGUUUUUAUAAAAGCAAGAACACAGGAGGAACUGCUGUAAAUGUGGGACGGAGCAUGGAGAUGUUUGAAGUAAACGCUGUGAAAUGGCUCAUCCGACGCCGUUGGUGCUCCCACUUUUAGACUAAAGCGUACGCCGAGCGCUGCUAGAGAGCUUAACAGAGGAUUAAUUUAAAAUUGUCACUUUGUGACAGAAUCUAAUGUAUUAAUGUAACUCAGUUUAGACUGAAGAUGACCAAGCGCUGCACAGUGUGUUUUUGUUGUUCAGUGUAAACUCACAUGUAACACUCAGUCAAGGAAAAUCUAACAUUCAUUCACACAAAUGUCUAUAUCAGCUUGAGAAAUAAACAGUUUAACUGAAACCUAUUCUGGGAUACAUGUUGAAAUGUCUUAACGCCUGUUGUAGAAGGAUGUCCUUUUAUUUUAUUUUUUAAAUGUUUAAUUUGUUGACUGUUUUGUUAUUGUUACCUGAAUUGUUUUUUGUCCAACAUCAGCCAUGCUUAUUUCUCUAACUGUUCACUAACUGGUUUUUAAGCAGGACUGAUCAUUUUGUUCUUUUUUGUGAUUGGGUUGACACUUUAAAUAACUAACAGUUAAGUUUCUCCUUUGAACUGCUGUUUUGCUUUUUUUAAAAUUGCAUAUUUGUCUGUUAGUUGGAAUUAAGUGAUUGAUAUGAGUGUUGCUAUUGGGAUUGAUCUGGGUACAGGGUAUCCAUCUAUUGAAUGGAUGAGAUGAUUUUACAUUAUGCAAAAAGCUAGAAUUAAAUUGGCACUUGUACAGCAAUUAAAAUGCUUAUUACGUUAA